GGUAACGUAAGUGAACUUGGUAACAUCAGUGAAGACCCCGGGGAGAGUUAUCUUUUCUUUUUAACGAUUCUUGGCACUUUCGUCAGGUCCGGUGCGUUUUCAAUGAUCCUUGAAAAACCAAGGGAAAGAUUUAUUUUCAUACCUGGUCGUACUCAUAACCGCAGCAGGUCUCCAAGGAUUGGCUCUAAGGAUUGGGCUCGCUGGGCCUUGGUUAGAAGGCCG
Molecule: messenger RNA, 222 nt
Organism: Rhizophagus irregularis DAOM 181602=DAOM 197198
Lineage: Eukaryota; Fungi; Glomeromycota; Glomeromycetes; Glomerales; Glomeraceae
Source: RefSeq, a predicted model, not a curated record